Molecule: messenger RNA, 207 nt
Organism: Plenodomus lingam JN3
Lineage: Eukaryota; Fungi; Ascomycota; Dothideomycetes; Pleosporales; Leptosphaeriaceae
Source: RefSeq, a predicted model, not a curated record
AUGUUUCGAAACAUCAGGCACCAGCACCUUGGCCUCGCGCCUACUGGCUGGCAUCAAGUGGCGAAUACAAAAUUAUCCACUUGUGCGUCCCUCGUACUGCACGAGAGAUCGGGUUGCAGCGAUGGCAAGGAGGCGGGGUGGUUGCGAACGGUGACCGGAGGAAAGGCUGAAACGAAAGUUACAGUCGGUCAGAAAUCGGCUCGGUAG